Seriola dumerili (greater amberjack) is the source of this 3063-nucleotide messenger RNA. RefSeq names its product erythropoietin receptor-like (gene epor). Gene Ontology annotation, molecular function: protein binding; cytokine receptor activity. The record is from RefSeq and is a predicted model, not a curated record. Lineage: Eukaryota; Metazoa; Chordata; Actinopteri; Carangiformes; Carangidae. The coding region runs from base 192 to 1823 and encodes 543 amino acids. The transcript is spliced from 8 exons. Gene Ontology annotation, biological process: hemopoiesis; cytokine-mediated signaling pathway; positive regulation of cell population proliferation. Gene Ontology annotation, cellular component: external side of plasma membrane; membrane.
GCUCAGCUCUACUCACCUUAUCGCUCACAAGCAGGCGCGUAACCGCGCUGCGCUAUCCAUGGUAUCUAAACAAAAAACAAGCCUCCCCCAGGCCAGAGCCGAGGCGGACGCAUUUGUGGCAGGUUAUUCUCCAGUGAUGCAGGUGAACAACAGAAGGCCAACGUUUUUCUGUUCACAGAGAAGACAAAAGGAUGUCAUGUGAUCACCUGAGCCGAGUGUUGGCACUUUUCAUGGUUCUCUGCGCCAUGCGAACCGCUUCCAUCGUCCAGGGCGCGCGAGAUUUCGAAAAGAAAGUGUCUAUGAUGCUGAAGGUAGAGCCAGAAAAUCCCAAAUGCUUUGCUGAAGGCAGGAAGGACUUAACGUGCUUCUGGGAGGAAGAUGAGGAAAGAGCUGGCUCUGUGGACCAGUACUCCUUCACAUACAGCUACCAUCAAGAAAACAGCAGCAGAUGCCCACUGAGAGUUCUCCGUGCAGCAGGUGGGAAGAGGCUGUUCCUCUGCCACCUGAACCAAACCCAGAUGUUUGUCCAAAUGGACGUCCGAGUUCAUCGGCAGGGAGUUCUGAUCCACAAUCGCAGCCUCCUCAUCGAGCUUGUCUUUCUUCUUGACCCUCUUGCCAAUGUGGCGGUGAGCAGCACAGGGAAGCAAGGCCAACUGAAUGUCAGCUGGGUGCCUCCCCCUCUCAAGUACAUGGAUGACAGCAUGAUGUACGAGGUCAGCUACGCUACGGCGGACAGCCAUGUGGCGCAGGUCGAGGUGGUACGAGCUAGUUCAGAGUUGAUCCUGACAGGCCUGCAGCCAGGUACAAAGUACAAGGUGCAGGUCCGUGUAAAGCUGGAUGGGAUUAGCUACAAUGGCUAUUGGAGUGCCUGGAGUGACCCAGUGUUCAUAGAAACACUGCCUGCAGAAUUUGACCCACUCAUCAUCUCCCUCACUCUGAUCAUCUCUUUCAUCCUCGUCGUGCUGUCUCUCACCAUGCUCCUGUCCCAUCGCAGGUUUCUUACAAAGAAGAUUUGGCCGACUAUUCCGACUCCUGACGGCAAGUUCCAAGGUCUUUUCACCGUUUACGGCGGGGACUUUCAGGAGUGGUUAGGGCAGACCAAUGGAGGCUUGUGGUUGACUCCGGCUUUCUUCUACUCAGAGGACUACCCCUCUCCUCUGGAAAUACUCUCGGAGCUCAGCCUUUGCCCCUCACUGCCCUCCCCGCCUCUGCCACCCACGGUCCCCAGGGCUUUAACCGCAGACAGGAAGGAGGACAACGAUGUGAAGAAAGGCCUGGAUGGGAGAGAGCCAUCGGAAAGGGGCAAUUCACCUCUGACAGAAGGAUGGAGAGCCACACCGCAAGACCACUGGUUGAUGGAUCGCUUACGGGCACUUCACCAGCGCCCCAUGCCCUGCUCAGAGUCCUCUCUGCUGGAGUCUCAAGACACCUACGUCACCCUGAGCGCCAACAACCACAGCGAGGACGAGCACCUGGAUGAUACUCUUGAGGAGGCGUUACCCCUCGAAGUACUUUUUGCCUCCAGAAAGACAGUGCUGUGUGAAUCUCACUCCGACCUGGGAUCUGUGCAGCAGAGCUCUGGUUCAGGGCGUCUUUCAUCGCAGUCCAGCUUUGAGUACCCGAACCACGCCUGGACGCCCAAAGGCCCGGGGUACACCUACAUGGCAGUGGCAGACUCUGGGGUCUCUAUGGAUUACAGCCCCAUGAGCAGAGUAGACGACAUUGGGAAAGUGGUUAUCUACGCCAACGAGUACAAGAAUGAGCUCCCUGCUCACAGAAGACCAUUCCUGCCGAGGCAGCACUCUGUCCACGAUGACCGCUGAGAAGGAGCUCAGCCGCACAUGGACUGAGACUGGGGGCGAGCUCGGAGGAGGGUACCUGGAUAUACACGCAAAACUACAGAGCCUCAUAUCAACUGUUAAGAAAGGCGUAUCAAGGUUUUGGGCUCUGACUGACUCAUAGUGAAGUGUAAGCUACAGGACUCCAAGUCCACUGGAUGUACAUACAUCAUUUCUACUUUAGCCAAAUCAUCCCUGAUCUGUACAGGACAAUGCCAUUACAUGGAAAUGGCAGCUGUGGUUUAUGCCAAAUACUGAUAUUCAUUGUAAAGGUUGGUAUGCUGAUCUCUUAGUAUCCUAUCCUGUAGAUCAGAUCAGGAAUAUUUCUAUAACUUCACCAAAAUUCAAGCCGAGGGGGUGAACUCCCUGAUCGUUUCCAUGGUGAUUUAUUCAUGUUUGAGCAACGUGUACUAUUAUUUUCAAGCUUAAAUGACAGAACAGCUAUUAGGUUAAAACACAGAGUAGACGUACAGAACCAAAGGACUGUGAACAACACGGGCUGACGCACUUUCCCUCUCCCUCUGACGUGUCUUAAAGGAUAAGACUGGUGAUAUUCUUUGUUUUUCUUGUUGUCAGCAAAUCCCAUGAAAAGACUUAAACCAGCAAUAAACUGAUCCUUCAGCACGUGCCACAGAGCUCCACAUUAGUCCAGUCUAAGACUAAGAAUUUAAAGCCGUUCUAGCAGCUCUGUCAGGCAGUACUUUGGCAUAGCAGUGCUUUUUGCUCAACGCUAAUGUCAACAUGCUAAAAUGCUGACAGUGUCACUGUCUUUAGUUUAGCAUGCUAAAUGAUGCUAACUAACAGGUUGACGGGGAAUCUAAUUAGAUUUGCAGGUCACAAACCAAAGUACUGGACAAACUAAUAUUUGACUUGGUGACACCACAUGAAACAUUAAAGUGAUCACCAAAGGUAUUAGUUUACUCUGAGGGGUGUGAAUGGAUGAAUUUUAAUGGCAGUCCAUCCACAAAUGUCACACUGCUAGCAUUGUGAGUCAACCAUCACACUGUGACAUGUUCCUCCAUAUCACUGACCACAGUGGUUUAUUUGAAGUAAAACUCACAUAAAGUAUUGUAGUGCUGUGAAUACUCAUUAGAGCACCAAAUGUGUAUUAAUCCACUGCAGAAAAUAGUCCCCAACAAAUUUAAUCAAAUAAACAAACAUUUGCUAAAAACUACAGCGCCAAGAUAUUCUAGAAAAUUACUGAGCCUGUUUUAAAAAUUUAAGU